AUGUCCCGCUUCACCCGCAGCGCCAAAAGGGCCCUCCACCCCCUCGCGCUGCUGGCCACCACCUCGGGCGCGCUGUAUUACAUGUACCGACCUCGCAACAUCCCCGGCUACGAAGGCCCCGUCGUGCCACCCCCCAUCUUCGGCGCAGACGGCACGUUCAAGCUCCCUCGUUUUCCAAAACUAAAGUCCAGGCUGGAGCAGAUCAACGACCUCAAGCGAUCCAACACGGAAGAAGAGUAUGACAUUCUCGUCAUUGGCGCGGGAGCCACCGGGUCAGGCGUGGCUCUUGAUGCCGCGACCCGAGGGUUAAAAGUGGCUGUUGUUGAAAGGGAUGAUUUUUCCUCGGGGACAAGCUCGAAGAGUACAAAGCUUGUUCAUGGCGGGGUGAGGUAUCUGGAGAAGGCGGUUUGGAAUUUGGACUGGGCGCAGUAUGAGCUUGUCAGGGAGGCGUUGAAGGAGAGGACGUAUUUUUUGCAGACAGCGCCGCAUUUGAGCAUGUGGUUGCCGAUUAUGCUGCCGUUGGACAGGUGGUGGAAGGUGCCUUACUAUUGGGCGGGGACCAAGUUUUAUGAUUUUUUGGCGGGGAGUGAGGGGAUUGAGAGUAGUUAUUUUUUGACGAGGUCGAAGGCUAUUGAUGCUUUUCCGAUGUUGAAGCAGGAGGGGUUGAUUGGGGCGUUGGUUUAUUAUGAUGGGGCGCAUAAUGAUAGUAGGAUGAAUGUGAGUAUCGGGGUUACGGCUGGGUUGUAUGGGGCGACGGUGGUGAACCAUUUGGAGGUGAAGGGGUUGUUGAAGGGGGAGGAUGGGAGGUUGAGGGGGGCGGAGGUGGUGGAUAAUAUUGGGGAGCGGGAUGGGAAGCAAGGGGAGAGGUUUAAUAUUAGGGCCAAGUGUGUUAUCAACUGUACGGGGCCGUUUACGGAUGGGAUAAGGAAGAUGGAUGAUCCUGGGUGUAAGGAGAUCGUGGCGCCGGCGUCGGGGGUGCAUAUCAUCUUGCCGGGGUAUUAUUCGCCGGGGAAGAUGGGGUUGAUUGAUCCGUCGACGUCGGACGGGAGGGUUAUUUUCUUCUUGCCGUGGCAGGGGAAUACGAUUGCUGGAACGACGGACGAGCCGGCGCAGAUUACCAAGGAUCCGUUGCCGGAUGAAAAGUCGAUUCAGUGGAUUUUGAACGAGGUUAGUCAUUACCUCUCGCCGGAUAUCAAUGUGAGGAGGGGGGAUGUUUUGGCUGCUUGGUCUGGGCUGAGGCCGUUGGUGAAGGACCCCAAGGCGAAGAACACGGAGUCGCUGGUGAGGAAUCAUCUCAUUGACAUCAGUGAGAGCGGGCUUGUGACUUGCGCCGGCGGAAAGUGGACGACAUAUCGACAGAUGGCCGAGGAGUGUGUGGACGCGGCGAUAAGGGAAUUUGGGCUGAAGCCAAAGCCUAUCACGAACCCCCCGAUGAUCAGCGGGACGGAGCAUGUCACAGAUGAUGCUACACUUGAUGGGACUUGCCAGACCCACCGGGUGAGGCUCGUUGGUGCCCACGGCUGGUCACGAACAUUGUUCAUCCACUUGAUUCAGCACUUUGGCGUCGAAACAGAGGUGGCCAAGCACCUGACGGAAAGCUAUGGUGACAGAGCCUGGACAGUCGCUUCGCUGUGCCGACCGACGGACAAGAGAUUCCCGGCGAGGGGAGAAAGGAUCUCACAGUUGUAUCCUUUUGUGGAUGGCGAGGUGAGGUACGCUGUUCGUCACGAGUUUGCGCAGACGGCGGUGGAUGUGCUGGCGAGGAGGAUGAGGCUGGCCUUCUUGAACGCUCAAGCUUCACUGGAGGCGCUGCCGAAGAUCAUUGACAUCAUGGCUGAUGAGCUGGGGUGGAGCAAGAAGAGAAUGGAUCUUGAAUGGAGAGAGAGUAAGUCUUCCAGAAUAAGGGGUCUAUUGAUAUGGUUGCUAACAUGUGUGAACAGCUGUGAAAUUCCUCGAGUCCAUGGGCCUCCCUCAGCCAUUGUUGUCAGCGACACGAAAGCAGGUCGAGCAGGGCAAGAUUGA
Messenger RNA from Podospora anserina S mat+, 2022 nucleotides. RefSeq lists its product as uncharacterized. Gene Ontology annotation, cellular component: mitochondrion; glycerol-3-phosphate dehydrogenase (FAD) complex. Gene Ontology annotation, molecular function: glycerol-3-phosphate dehydrogenase (quinone) activity. Gene Ontology annotation, biological process: glycerol-3-phosphate metabolic process. NCBI's taxonomy places the organism in Eukaryota, Fungi, Ascomycota, Sordariomycetes, Sordariales, Podosporaceae. The coding region runs from base 1 to 2022 and encodes 673 amino acids. The record is from RefSeq and is a predicted model, not a curated record. The transcript has a single exon.